AUGAUUUAAAAGAAAGUUCUAAGCAGCAGCGACGAGAGCAGUGAAGAUGAACAUGUUGAAGAUUUAAUGGACAAAUAAAAGUUAGUGUAGGCUAAAGCUAAUAAACCAACAAGAACUUCUGUGAGCGCUGAAGUUUAUGGACAAUUUAAUAAGAAAGGUCAAUUCUAAGCCAAGAAGGUUAAUAAAAGUGAAGAUGCCGUUAAAAGAAUUAAACAAAGAAUGAGCUAAGCAUUUAUGUUUAGUGCUUUAGAUGAGCAUGAAUUAGCUAUUGUUAUUGAUGCAAUGGAAGAGAAGAAAUUUAAGGCUGGUGAUUUUGUGAUUAAACAAGGUGAUGAUGGUGAUGUACUUUACGUUGUUGAUCAAGGAUAACUUGACUGUUUCAAAGUAUUCAAAAAGGGAGAACCUGAAAAGCAUUUGAAAGUUUAUCAACCUGGAGAAUCAUUUGGAGAAUUGGCUUUAUUAUACAAUGUACCAAGAGCAGCAACAAUUAAAGCCAAAACUGAUGCAAUCUGCUUCUCAUUGGAUAGAGAAACAUUCAAUCACAUUGUCAAGGAUGCAGCUGCUAAAAAGAGAGAAAAAUAUGAAGAAUUUCUUAGCAAAGUUGAAUUAUUGAAAGAUAUGGAUCCAUAUGAAAGAUUGUAAAUUGCUGAUGCAUUGAAGGUCUAAAAAUUCAACUAGAAUGACUAUAUCAUUAGAUAAGGAGAAUAAGGAAAUACAUUUUAUUUCAUUCAAAAAGGUGAUUGCAUAGCUACUAAAACUGAAAAUGGAACUGAGAAGGAAGUCUACAGUUAUAAGGUGGGAGAUUAUUUCGGAGAAUUGGCUUUGAUUAAACAUGAGCCAAGAGCAGCAAAUAUCGUUGCAAAAAGCGAAGUUAUAGUAGUAUAUUUGGACAGUGACAGUUUCAGAAGAUUGAUUGGACCUGUUGAUGAAAUUUUAAAGAGAAAUAUGGGUAGGUAUGAAAAGUAUGUAAAAAAAUGAGAAGAUAUUACAUAUAUAUUUAUUUGCAAAAUAUUUUAUCUUAUUAAUGUUA
Molecule: messenger RNA, 1030 nt
Organism: Paramecium tetraurelia
Lineage: Eukaryota; Ciliophora; Oligohymenophorea; Peniculida; Parameciidae
Exons: 7
Biological process (GO): regulation of protein phosphorylation
Cellular component (GO): cAMP-dependent protein kinase complex
Molecular function (GO): cAMP-dependent protein kinase regulator activity
Source: RefSeq, a predicted model, not a curated record